This is a messenger RNA of Mizuhopecten yessoensis (Yesso scallop), 2993 nucleotides long. Its product is annotated as cubilin-like. Lineage: Eukaryota; Metazoa; Mollusca; Bivalvia; Pectinida; Pectinidae. The transcript has 14 exons. The record is from RefSeq and is a predicted model, not a curated record. Bases 130 to 1899 code for a protein of 589 amino acids.
GAUGGUACUCCUGUCUAGCGGUGAACAGACACGAGCGUCAUAGUGUUGGAUUUACGAGGAUUGGCUGCGAAUCUUCUGUUGCUGUAACCAUGCAAUGACAUUCACCCUACAGCCGUUUAACGUAUCAAGAUGGUGGCUGUUAUGCGAUUUCCUAGCAUAUUGACGGCGCUGUGUUUAUUGCACCUAAUUUAUCGAUCUGUGGAUGGCCAGUGUUCUGGUUCGGUGAAUAUUAUAGUAGGCGAAACACCACAAACUGUAUCCUCUGCGAACUUCCCUAACAAUUACCCCACUAAUGACAGGGAGUGUGAAUGGCGACUCACAACAGAAGCCAACUAUACUGAUAUAUUGAUGGUCCACAACGUAAAGCAGCUCAGUGCGGGGGACAAGGUCGAAAUUUUCCCAGGCUGCGAUACCUCCUCCCCGGACAAGCUGAUUAAUGACUCGUCAGAUAAAGACGUAUUGACAGAUAGCAAUUUUACCAGUCCGACAUGUAUUAACUUUACCGUGAAGGCUAUGUCAACUAGUACAGGAUUCCAAGAGACUUUCAUAGCAUUUCCAAGAACAGUCGCCGCUUCGGUCUGUCAAACGAGCACCAAAAAUGCAGUGACUGCCACCACCACGCCACUGUACCUGUACAACCCUGAAUUCCCCGCUAAGUAUUCCCCGGACCAGGAUUGCAUUUGGGAAAUAAAAAAUGGCGGCACUGGAAAAGAUAUAAUACUGACAUUUGAAAUCAUGUCCCUGGAGGAUUGUGUGGACUACGUAAACGUAACAGCGGGCGGUGAGAUAAACCCCACUAUGUACUGUUUGACAGACGUGUUUAUCCGUCCGUUUUCAAUAAGAAACUCAAGCUUUAUAGUGACAUUUCACUCUGACAAAGUAGAUGGCUAUCGGGGGUUUGUUGUGAGCUAUGUACUGGAGGAACCGUGUAAAGGGGUCCUCACCGCGUUAACGGGACAGCCACACCUACGUUACCUGUCGUCAAUUGGCUAUCCAAGUAAUUACCAAAGCGCUGUCAAAAGCGGUGCUUACAGUUGUACCUGGCAGAUUGAUCCGAAUACAGCGGAAGGGUUGCUUCUCCUUUUGACAGUCGACAAACUCACUGAUGGCGAUACCCUGUUUAUAUAUGAAGGAACCAGUGACAAAACAGGGACAUUGCUUUUCCCGGGUCAAGGAGAUAACUAUACCGAUCCCUGUUAUUUCUGCAACAAACGUACAACAUUUGUGUCAGUGUCAUCUGUUUACAUAGAAUUCAACGUGUCAUCGUCGGGAAAUGCUGGCUUCAACAUGGGAUAUUUGUCACAGGCCUCAUCUGGUGCCUGUAGUGCCAAUGCAGAAUCAUCUCCUCUUCCCCUGAUGGCAGACGAUACCCUUCAGUAUUUCUCGAGUCCUUUCUUCAACAGUUCAAAUCCGGGUUCCGACUGUUACUGGAACAUAAGCGAUGGAAAUACGGGAAGAGGGGUCAUUUUGACAGUCGAGUUUGCUUACUUUGGGGCCGACUGUUCAGACUUCCUUCAGAUUACAGGUCACGAUUCCUCAGCAAGCCCCGUGUGCUCCGGAACUUUUGACUUUUCACCAUUAGUUUUCAAAAAGAGCUAUUUUCACAUCAAAUAUAAUUCUAGCCAAUACACAAACGGAAAAGGGUUUUCUAUCAGUUAUAUCCUGGAUGCACCGUGUAAAGGACCAGUGACUAUGUUGAAAGCAGUUUUACCUAUAACCACUAUCACGUCGCCUGGAUAUCCUUCUGCUUAUCCUGGUAUUGGACGAAGCGGUGGAUAUGUUUGCAAGUGGCAUAUUGAAGCUAAAACCAACACAACAGGAAUUCUUAUUAGAUACAACUUCAAUGCACUUGCACGUGGUGAUACAAUCGCUUUGUACGAAGGUAAAACUCUAUACUGAUCCUUUUUAUAAUUAAUGGUUUUCACAGAUAUGUCAUUGGAAAUAUAUUUAAUAUAACUUAGAUAUACAUACAUGUAUAAUUUGAUUCUACAUUUAACUGUCUUUAAGAAAUUUAUGUCUUUAUUACCUACGAAAUAUCACAAUCAGAUUGUAGAAUGUUAACGUGUACAGUGCCUGUAUAUAUAGAGUUCAGUGUCAGCUAAAUCCUCAGUCACAUUUGCGCCGAUUACCGAAAUCGGCCGCUAAGCCCGGGAACCGUAAGGACGCCAGGAGAUUAUCGGGCCCUAUCGGCCGAUUUUUAGACGCCGCAUGGGUCGCCGGAAGCGUUUAGCGCGGAGAUAAAAGUUGCAGAUUUUGUUUGACCUUAACUCAUCAGAACCUACCCGGCAAUCUUUCUUAAAUGUCCCGCAUGGAUUUCGUAAGAUUAUCUUACUGCUCCAGGUGGUAUCGUACGGUCAUCUUGGGCUUUUGUACAAUUUCCCAUGCUCCCAGGUGUCCUGUAGACCUCCCGAUGUCCGGACGGGUGCCGUACGGUAAUCGUAAGGUUGGCGCCCGAUGUCCUCAAACUGUGCGGUGUCCGUGGGUUAUUCGGCCGAGCCCCUCCCGACGGGCAUCGGCCGAUGCAGACGAUAUUUUCUCACGGACGAGCUAGGUAUAAAAUCAGGCGGCUCAGAAUUGUUUCAGAAUCUGGGAAUCCUGGAAACGUUUAGGUGUUUACAUGUGUGCUUCCCUAUGUAAACACGCCAUAUAAAAUGCGAGAUAUCACACGGGCUACCUAUCUCGCCCGUCACACCGAACAUCUUCCGGCUACCGUACGAUAGCAUGGCCAUUGUCAAAUGGCCUUGCGGUAUCCUUGAUAGUCUUACGGGCUCCCUACGGUAUCAUUCAGAUGUCAAUUCGAUUUAAUCUGCAAUUGUUUGCGGGGCCGUGCGGUGCCUGUAUCAUACUCAUGCCAAGUCUCAGACAUCAGAGGGAUCACGUGUAACAUGUUCGUGUGUGCUCGAUCUGUAAUUCUAACACAAUUCGUUUGCAACGCGUGUUUUGAUUGGAUACGGACCAUGUUGUAAUCUGCGAUAGAAUCAUUGUCAAUUGUG